Molecule: messenger RNA, 1587 nt
Organism: Symbiodinium sp. CCMP2456
Lineage: Eukaryota; Dinophyceae; Suessiales; Symbiodiniaceae
Source: the annotation of a GenBank genome assembly
AUGUUCAACGAGUACGAGGUCAUGAAACGACUGAGCCAUCCGAACAUCAUCCGCUGCUACGGCUACUUCUGGGAGUUCCCGACGCAAAGUCUCUACAUCGUUCUGGAGUAUGCCAACCGGGGCGAUUUGCAUGGCGAGCUGCAAACGCGAAAGCGGCUUGGGAAGCAUUUCUCGGACAACGAGGUUUGGGACGUGCUGGCCCAGGUCUUGCGAGGGCUGCGCCACAUUCACGCCCGGGGCAUCGUGCACCGCGACAUUAAGACCAUGAACCUGUUGCUGAACGACGAGGGCGUCAUCAAACUUGGCGACUUCGGGGUGUCACGGCAGAUGUCCGAGAACACCGUGUGUCUCCACUCGUUCUACGGCACGCCCCUCUACCUUUCGCCAGAGCUCAUAGAAGGGCGCGCGUACUCCCGGACGACGGACAUCUGGUCACUCGGGGUCGUUCUCUACGAGUUGCUCUCGCUGCAGCUGCCAUUCCGCGGGCCCAGCCUCCAGGACGUGAUCGCGGCGGUACUCCGCUGUCGCUUCUCUCCUUUGCCCAGCUGGCGACCACAGGAGUUUUCCGACGUCGUGAACUCCAUGCUGACCAAGGAUGCACAACGGCGUCCCUCUGCCGAGUCCCUGCUGCAGCGGAUGGAGUACCUGGGCAAACUGUUUCGCCCUCCAAAAGCCGUGCAAGAGGAUCCUAGGCCUGUCGAGCCAAAGCCGCCAGACAAGGAGAAUCGCUCGCCCGCUGCGGUGGCCCGAAAUGAGGGACACCAGGUCGUGCGCGUGCGCUCCCGGCCCAGCAGCGCAGGACCUCAGGUGAAGCUCAUUGAGCCCGAUGCGCCGCCCCCAGGCGCCACUGGCCCACUCCAUGUGGUCAAGAAUCUGCGCGAGGAGCGCUGGGAGCAGCGGCGCUUGGCACACGCCCCGGCGCCGUACGCCGUGGAAAAGCUGCAGGGGCGCCCCUCCAGCAUCGGCGAGUUCAAUCACCGUGAGCAGUUCGAAAUCCUCAAGGACCUUCAGUCCAACGAUUCUGGAUCGGUGCAUGUGGCGCGCAUCAAGAAGGGCGAGGAGCUCGUCGUCCUGAAGCGACGAAGAGCCCCUGAGUUGGGGAAAGCCAAGGACGUCCUCAACGAGUACGAGAUCAUGAAGAAGCUGAACCACUCGAACAUCAUACGCUGCUACGGCUACUUCUGGGACUUUCCCUCACAAUCGCUCUACAUCGUGUUGGAGUAUGCGAACCGUGGGGAUCUUCAUUGGGAGCUGCAGAAGCGGAAGCGGUUAGGGAAGCCUUUCGGGGACGAGGAGAUCUGGGACAUCCUGGCGCAGGUGCUAAUGGGCCUGUGCCACAUCCACGCUCGAGGCAUCGUGCAUCGAGACAUCAAGGCCAUGAACCUAUUCCUGACGAGCGAUGGUGUGAUAAAGCUGGGCGACUUCGGCGUCUCACGGCAGAUGUCCGAGAAAACGCUGUGUCUGCAGUCCUUCUACGGGACGCCCCUCUAUUUCUCUCCGGAGAUGAUCGAAGGACAGACCUACACCAACACAACGGACAUUUGGUCCCUCGGGGUCGUUCUCUAUGCACCUCGGGCAAGCUUGUGA